AUUUUCCCUCACUAAAGGCUUUUAUCUAGAUGCGCUCAGUUUCCGCGGAUGCAAGGAAAAGAUGGAGGAGGCGGAGGUAGGGAGCGUUUAACAGCUGAGGGAUGCGGAUUAUGGAAGGUUACGCACGAUGAACGUGCACGGAUGCUCGGGAGAUGAACGGAUUCGAGCACAGCGAUUGAGAUUUGAUUGACUGUCAGGAAUUGUUUUUGUUUUGGAUUAAAGGUAGUCAUUCGGCUACUGGUAGCCAGGUCGUUAAAUGGCCAUAUAGUUUCUUGCAGUAAUUUCAUCGACGUUGUUUUUUACCAUUGGUUUUCUUCGAAAUGAACAGUUCUAUUAGAUAACUUGUUUUUUGGCAUUGAGGCAUCAAAUGCGGUAACCUGUUUCUAUUUUUAAACUUCCCACUAAGGAGGCGAAGGUGACAGUACGGAUAACAGAGGACCUGCUCUUAAGCACACCGUUAUGUGUUGUGUUGCGAAUAAUGGCGAAUUAUGGUGACAACAGUGCAAUGAAAAACAGCUUAAAAUAACACUCGAUGCAACGGCUUUCUUACAGUUCCCGAAAUGGAUCUUACGAUGAAGAAGACACGCAUUGUGACUGGAAACCAAUGGUGAGUAGAAGCAAGCACACUAAAAACCGAAAUUCAAGAAAAUCUAUACCAUAACACCAUCGUAAAGUCGACUGCAUUCGGAAAUGGAGACGGUCUGUCCACUUUGGGUGCUGUUUCUAUGGACGAUAACGGGCCUUUCGGUGGUGACCUGCUCCGAAAUUGGCCCGCAGCGCUCGGAGUCGUUGGCUAUUCGUAUUCCCCUGCGGCAAGGCCCCCUCUCUGAAGCACAGCCUGCGGUUCGGCUGCCCGGUCCAAGGGCGACACGAAAGAGGCGAGCAGCCAGUGGCAUCAAUUUUGUGGACAUGAUAGACAACCUCCGAGGGAAAUCUGGACAGGGGUACUACGUCGAGAUGGCUGUAGGCAACCCAGCUCAAAAGUUGAAUAUCCUGGUAGAUACGGGCAGCAGUAAUUUCGCAGUCGGAGCAGCUCCUCACCCCUUCCUCCGCAGAUACUACCAUCGGUCGCUGUCCGCCUCGUACAAAGACCUCGGCCGCAACGUGUAUGUUCCCUACACGCAGGGGCGCUGGGAGGGGGAGCUGGGCACUGAUGUGGUCUCCAUACCCCAUGGGCCCAACGCCUCACUGAGGGCCAACAUCGCAGCCAUCACCCAGUCGGACCGCUUCUUCAUCAACGGCUCCAACUGGGAAGGAAUCCUGGGAUUGGCCUAUGCUGAAAUCGCACGGCCAGAUGAGACGCUGGAGCCUUUCUUUGACUCACUGGUUCGUCAGACAAACGUACCCGACCUUUUCUCCCUGCAGCUGUGUGGUGUUGGAUACACCAAGAAUUACAGCCUGGGUAGUGCCACUGUAGGGGGGAGCAUGAUCAUUGGUGGCACGGAUUCUUCUCUGUAUGCAGGAGAACUGUGGUACACUCCUAUUCGUCGGGAGUGGUAUUAUGAGGUCAUUAUUGUGCGCAUUGAGGUCAAUGGACAGGAUCUCAGCAUGGAUUGUAAAGAGUAUAACUAUGACAAGAGUAUUGUGGACAGCGGCACAACAAACCUGCGCCUCCCUCGUAAAGUUUUCCAGGCAGCAGUGAAGGCCAUUGAAGCAGCCUCCUCAACUGAGCAGUUCCCCUCAGGCUUCUGGUUGGGAGAGCAGCUGGUGUGCUGGCAGGCGGGCACUACCCCCUGGCACAUCUUCCCUGUCAUCUCCCUGUACCUGAUGAGCGAAAACCGCAACCAGUCCUUCCGCAUCUCCAUCCUGCCACAGCAGUACCUGCGACCUGUAGAGGACGUGGCCUCGGCGCAGGAGGACUGCUACAAGUUUGCCGUGUCCCAGUCCAGCACAGGUACCGUCAUGGGUGCCGUCAUCAUGGAGGGCUUCUACGUGGUGUUUGACCGCCAAAACAAGCGCAUCGGCUUCGCUGUCAGCACUUGCCAUGUGCACGAUGAGUUCCGUACGGCCUCUGUGGAGGGCCCCUUCCACGGCUUUGACCUUGAGGACUGCGGCUAUAACAUCCCACAGACGGACGAGUCUACCCUCAUGACCAUCGCCUACAUCAUGGCGGGCAUCUGUGCCCUGUUCAUGCUGCCCUUGUGCCUGAUGGUGUGCCAGUGGCGCUUUGCCCGGUGCCUGCGCCCUCUCACUGGUGGUGACUUUGCGGACGACAUUUCCCUUCUCAAGUAACCCGUGUUUAUGUUUGAUAUGGGAAAGUGUCACAUAUCACAAGGAGUAUCAAAUGUUGUGUGCCCGCGAACGGCCACACAAAUAUUAACGCAAAAUCAAAAUGUUGUGGUGUGUCACAAUAGACACAAGCACAUACACACACACACACACACAAAUGGAGGGAAUGUCUCCUCAAUUUGUUGAGUUUAAACUUGUCACACAGACAUCAAAGUGCUGAUGUCUGACAUUGCAGCUGUCAGUGAGGGAGAGUGCUUAUGUGUAGACAGUGUGUAUAACUGUUUUUGUGUGUUUGUGACUGUACAACAUGAGUGUGUGGCAUGAAAGACAACAUAUCCAGAUCAGGGGACCUUCAGAAAUAACUGAAUGAAUAGUGAAAAAAGCUGAAUAGUUUUUUUGUGAUAUGAUACCAGCCUCUUACAAAUCUCAUAUCAAGUGCUAAUGAUUUAAAUGUACCUGCUGAUGUGACCACAUAUUCAGACAACUUACAAUAUAAAGUAACAAAUGGUAUAGGAAGGGAUCCUGCUGCUGGCUUUGUAAGUUUAUGCAUCAAAGUACUGAAGUAUGUGUAUUUAACAGAAUUAAUGACACUUUUUUAAUGGUUCUUCAACAAAAUUUAAUAUUUGUCUGCUUAACAUAUCACGUUUAUUAAUGUGGGACAUUGCUUAUAUGCAAACGCAUGCAUUCAGUCACACACACUCACCAAAAAGCCGCUGUCGGAUUGUCCAUACAUAAUUGUCAAAAUAUGCAAAAACAGAAUUCACAUAACUGUCCUUUGUCAGAUGAGUUCACUGACACUAUAAGAAAAUCACCUCCUAUUGGUGAGUGAAGACACAUGGUAAUAUAGAGGGAAUUUUGGAUCAUUCCGUUGAUGGUCCUCAAAGAACAUUCCGACAUCUUGUGUGUCCCCACUGGCAUGGGCAGAACUAACACUGGAGCUGAGUUGUAGGGUGACACGAGCCUGGGAGCUAAACGUAGCGAAAUGCACCACCUCUGUUUAAAAUGCUUCCUCCACACUCAGCUUGGUUUCUACAAAGUCACUGAGGAAAGCAAACGCUUGUUAGAGGACCAAGGCAGCACAUGUCAGUGAUGGAUGUGAAAGUAUAUGUAUUGACUCUAUAUUGUCUGACUGAUGUAAAUUAUUUAAAAUAAUGGCCCAAUCAAUAAAGUAACUAUUGUACCUA
Molecule: messenger RNA, 3413 nt
Organism: Alosa sapidissima (American shad)
Lineage: Eukaryota; Metazoa; Chordata; Actinopteri; Clupeiformes; Clupeidae
Gene: bace1
Product: beta-secretase 1
Exons: 9
Coding region: 691-2232 (513 amino acids)
Biological process (GO): membrane protein ectodomain proteolysis; amyloid-beta metabolic process
Cellular component (GO): endosome; trans-Golgi network; membrane
Molecular function (GO): aspartic-type endopeptidase activity
Source: RefSeq, a predicted model, not a curated record